AUGGCACUCGCCACGUUAAUAAGGCGACACAUACCUGUUUGUCCAGUACCGAAGAAAGACUCGGAAGCCCAAAGAAGCAAUCCGCACGAACACCUCGAACACCAUAAAAGUCACUAUGGCAAAUUCCAAUACCCAGAACACCUGUUGGGUAUAGAACAGGAGCG
Molecule: messenger RNA, 164 nt
Organism: Sphaeroforma arctica JP610
Lineage: Eukaryota; Ichthyosporea; Ichthyophonida
Exons: 1
Source: RefSeq, a predicted model, not a curated record